Molecule: messenger RNA, 855 nt
Organism: Ichthyophthirius multifiliis
Lineage: Eukaryota; Ciliophora; Oligohymenophorea; Hymenostomatida
Product: protein kinase domain protein
Exons: 1
Biological process (GO): mitotic DNA damage checkpoint signaling; protein phosphorylation
Cellular component (GO): nucleus; cytoplasm
Molecular function (GO): protein serine/threonine kinase activity; ATP binding
Source: RefSeq, a predicted model, not a curated record
AUGGACGGUUAAUUAAUAAAAAACUUAUAAAUAACAAAAGUACUCGGUCAAGGUUAGACUUGUAUAGUAAAACUGGCUUAAAAUAAAUAAACUUAAUAAAAUUACGCAAUAAAAAUAUAUCAUAAAUUAACUAAUAAUGUUGAAAAAAGCUAAGAAAUUUUCGCUUUAAAAACACUCUAAAAUAAAAAUCCUCAUAUUAUUAACUUAUUAGAUUUUGAUGAAAAAUCUAUUCUUUUAGAAUAUAUGUAAUUUGGUGAACUUUUCGAUUUUGUUAGUAAAUAAAGAUUUCCAGAAAAAUAUGCUAAAUUUUUCUUUUUCAAAAUUGCUUCUACUUUGAAAUUUAUUCAUGAUAAUAAUUUUGUACACAGGGAUAUUAAACUCGAAAACAUACUCUUUGAUUAAAACUUAGAUUUAAAAAUUGCUGAUUUUGGAUUUUCCGCAAAAAUUAAAGACACUGAUGCAAAGUUUGAUAAAUAUAUGGGCACCUAAGGGUAUAUGGCACCCGAAAUAGAAAAGAAAACUCCCUAUUAAGGUCAAAAAGUAGAUAUAUUUGCUUCAGGAGUACUUCUUUUUUGCAUAGUUGUAGGCAUUCCUCCAUUUUUCAAGGCCACAGAAAAUGAUCCUUACUAUAAGUUUUUUUACUAAAAAAAAAUAAGUGAAUAUUGGGAUAUGAUUUAAUAAAAAUAUAAAAUAUAAGUCAGUGAAGAUUUCAAGAAUUUAUUCAAUAAAAUGGUUUGUGUUGAUCCUGAAAAUAGGAUUUCGAUAGAAAAUAUAUUAGAACAUGAAUGGUUUGAAAACCAAGCUUUUUGUGAAGAAAAUGAGGCUAAAAUUUUCCUAAAAAGCCUAAUUUUUUGA